AUGCCCUCUGCUCCCUUCUCAAUCUCGACACAAUCUAGAAACAAGCUGCAGACUUACAUCCUCGAAGCCAACCCCAUCGACAGUCAACAAGUGGACGACAAGGAAAACAUCAAUGUGGACUUAUCCAGAUGUGCCUCGCUAGUAGGCUCUCAGAGACUCCAUGAUGACGCCUUGCAAAAGUCAUCCCCUCAGCUCCCGCCAUUGUCCUCCGAAAAGCCAUGUCCGCAAACCCCUGCGAAUAGAAUUCCACUGGCCGACUUGAUCGGAAACACCGAAGACGCGUUCAACUGCAAUCCGAAGGACACGACUCCCGAAGAUCACAUCUGUUGGCAACAUGGCCCUACUCCGCUAAGCUCGAUUCCUUCGGCUACCGCCAAUAGUACACGAAGAGGGAAGAAGCGCGCCCGAAGCUCGUCACCAACCACUUCUUCCCAGAAUCAGAAGUCGACCCGCUCCAACGCACAAGAAACCCUUGAUCUUAAAAUACUCCACGAAUCUCUCAAAACACCACAGAAUGAUCCAGCGCUUGACCUUUGGGCUCGCUACACAGAUGCAAGUCUGACGAAGAAAGACGCUGAUGGAAAUGCUUUACCCGCCUUUGCGCAUUUGAUGACUUCGUCUCCACAAACACCAAGCACUGCAAAUGGUAAAGACGGCGGGCUGCGCAGGUCGAUAAGCUGUGGCAUCGAAUGGCCAGUCUCAAAGGCAAAAAAGCGCAAAUUGAACCAAGAGGCAGCAGAAGGCAGAUUGAAAGACGUGUUCGAAGCAUCCAAAACCGAUAUCAUCGGACCCAAGAAGUCUAAAGCGUCACGGAUAACGCUGCUGAUGGAGAAAUUACAAGAGAAUUCUAGGAAAGUCCCUCAAAUAGAAGUUUCAGGUCCAUCAAGUUCCUCACCACUUCCAGAUCGCAUUGGUUUGUCCACUGUACCGUUGUUAUCUCCUGUUUCAAGGCGAUUCGCGGCUCAGCAGGAGUAUGAUGAAGCUGUAACGACGGAAGGGAAUGGCCAGACUAUGCAUGAUAUGCCUGCACAACAGCAUGAUGACCCUGGCAGUCGCUCAUCGGAAUUUGGAGAUGAAGAUCUAGCACUUGAUGUCCUCGAGGCUGUCGAGCAAUCCGCGGGCACUCAAGUAGCCUUGUCUGCCACUGGAAAACAGGGCUGCGAGAGCCUCACCAGGAUGGAAAACAUUACGCGUCAGAUACAUGCUGGGCCCGGUCAUCAGAGUAGCCCCCCACAAUCUUCGUACAGACGUUGUCCGGAGAUACUGCUACCACGAUCAGAGGUCCAGGGCGGAGUGGACAACAGAGCAAGUGCCAACGUAACGCCGAGCGCUUUUAAUGGCGAUGAUGAUGAUGACGAAUUUGGAGAUGGGAGUGAUGACAAUGGCGUUCUGGCUGACCUGGCGGCGCGGUUCGAUACACAGCAAAGUACGGGUGAUCCACCACGGCAGACACAUGUGAAGCAAAUCCUGGUGCAGCAAGAUGUGGGUUACAACAACAAUCCGACCACAGCGCAGGCGGCAGAUGAUGACGACGAUACGUACGAUGACGACGGAGAUGAUGAUCUAUGGAAUCAGAUCGGAGAUGGGUCAUUGGUCUUACAGCAGGAAAGUGGUGUGGCAACUGCAAGUCAAAGUCGUAGCACUACCAACCGAACAAUCAAACGUUAUCUUGUUGUGGACGUAGCCGAAAGUCAUUAUCUGAAUGCUAAAGGUCGUCAGCAACCCGAGAAAAUGCUCUCGGUGAAAGAUGAGAAGACUGGGAUGCUGAAGGUCAUCUUGCUACGGCAAGCAUGGUUGGACAGUCGAUGCACCAAAGGGUCACAUGUUCACCUGAUCGGCCACUUUGAUCAUUUGGGUCAGUGUAUUGUCGACGACCACGAAAACAUGAUCAUCCUGCACCCAGAUCAUCUGAUCUCCGCCACGGUUGUGGCCGACUCCUUCUCCUGCACCCGGCGCGCAGUACUGCAAGAUCGCAUCAAGGCCACCGGGGCUGCGGAACCCUCCCAAGUGUACGGCCACAUACUCCACGAGAUCUUCGGACAGGCGUUGAAGGCCAACGACUGGAGCUUAGAAAGCCUGAGCAUUAUUAUUGAGAGAAUACUCGUUAAUUGGAUUGAAUCCCUGUACGAGAUCAACACUCCAGUACCACAAGCGCUCGAAUACCUGUUGAGUAAGAUGCCCGAACUACAGGCUUGGGCAAGCGUUUUUGUCACUGCCCAAGCUUCUCCUCAGGGAGAGGUUCGUGAUCGAAACGGUGGCAUCUCAAAUAUGAGUGUGAACAAAUUAUUAGAGGUGGAGGAACAUAUUUGGUCUCCCAUGUUCGGUCUGAAAGGCAACAUUGAUGCCACGAUCCAAGUCACUUUGCAGGAAGCGAAUGAGCCUCGCACACAGACCUUGACAGUGCCAUUGGAAUUCAAGACCGGGAAAAAAGACAACAGCGAAAUGCACCGUGCGCAGACGGCCCUUUAUACCUUACUGCUCUCGGAUCGAUAUGACAUAAACGUCACAUGUGGAGUGCUUUACUACCUCGAAACUUCCAAAACCUUUCGUGUACAGGCGGUACGAAACGAGCUACGGCAUAUGAUCAUACAACGAAAUGAAUUGGCUUGCUAUGUUCGGAACAAGCUUGAGUUGCCUCCACUGAUCAGGAAGCCGUUUCUCUGCAACCGGUGUUAUGCGCAGACUGCUUGCUUCACUUACCACAAGCUGAUAGAUGGAGGCGACGGUGAGACAAGCGGCUUGAAGGAGAAGUUCGAAAACGCCGUGAGCCAUCUCAAGCCUGUACAUCAAGCCUUCUUCCAGAAAUGGGACGAGCUUCUCACCAAAGAAGAAAGAGACGCCAUGAAAUUUCGUCGUGAACUAUGGACGAUGCUCAGUGAGGAGAGAGAAGCCCUUGGACGAUGUUUUGGUAGAGUCUAUAUCGAGCCCGGGUCGGUGGUUGGAAGCCCAGACGGACCCAAGAUCAAUCGGUAUGAGUAUACCUUCUUGAAGCAGACGCCCCGGGCAGGAUUCUCUUUCGCAGAGUCCCAACUGACUGUCGGUGAACCGAUCGUGGUGUCUGACGAAAAGGGCCAUUUCGCAUUAGCCAAUGGCUACAUCACCAAAGUCCGAUCUACCCGGCUUACUGUUGCAGUCGACCGAAAACUCCACCAGAUGCGGAAGAAAUGCCCGGGCUUCAAUCCUGAUACAAAUCAAGUCUUCCAGGGUAUCAUGGAGGUUCCCAAUGACGAAGAUUCCCGUACAACAGCUGUCACGGCCGGUGAAGUAGGAGACGCCAUGUUGUUUCGCGUUGACAAGGACGAGUUCAGUAACGGCAUGGCCACCGUCAGGAACAAUCUCAUUCGAAUCAUGGAGAAAGAUCUCUUCAAGGCGCGUGAGCUACGACAGCUGAUCGUCGAAGCAGCCGCUCCGAGCUUCAAGCCUACGUCUUCUGCGUAUCCACCCGCCGGACCUGGGUCGCAACAGAACCUGAACGUCGAUCAAGUGCACGCGAUCGAGAAAGUGAUGAGUGCGAAAGACUAUGCGCUUGUUUUGGGAAUGCCAGGCACUGGUAAAACCACUACCAUUGCACACAUCAUUCGAGCGUUGGUCUCGCAGGGGAAGUCAGUGUUGUUGACCUCGUACACCCACACCGCAGUCGACAACAUUCUCCUGAAAAUCAAAGACGACGACAUCCCCGUUCUCCGACUCGGCGCUGUUGCAAAGGUUCACCCUGAGGUUCAAAGCUUCGCCGAUCUCGCCGGCAUCCCCAAAAAGACGAUUGCUGAAUUAGAGGAGUCUUAUGUGCACAGCAGAGUCGUGGCAUCGACAUGUCUUGGAGUCAAUCAUCCGAUAUUCAACACGCGCAUCUUCGAUUACUGCAUCGUGGAUGAAGCUUCUCAAAUCACGUUGCCAACUUGUCUAGGGCCGAUCCGAAUGGCAAAGACUUUCAUCCUCGUUGGUGACCACUUUCAGCUUCCACCUCUCGUGCAGAACAAGGAAGCCCAACAAGGCGGCUUGGAUAUCAGCUUGUUCAAAAUGCUCUCCGAAGCCCAACCGGAUUCAGUGGUCAACCUCGAGCAUCAGUACCGCAUGGCCGAAGACAUCAUGCUUCUCUCCAACACACUGGUCUACAAUGGCCGCCUCAAGUGUGGCACACCAUCCAUCGCCACCCGCACCCUGUGCAUUCCCAACCUGGGCGCCGGACUCGCAGCUCACCACCACACACCCGGCUCCUUCACCUCCUCUUCCAAAUCGACAUCUGUCUGCCUCCAAACCCCGACCUGCUGGAUCCUUCGCUCCCUCACCCCCUCCUCCCGCUGCCUCUUCCUCAACACGGAUCCACUCCUCCCCUCCUCCCACGACACCAUCAGCGGCUCGCGCAUCACCAACCCCCUCGAAGCCACCCUAACCACCCUGCUCGUGCAAACCCUCCUCAGCUCCGGCAUCCCCGCCCGCUCCGUUGGCGUCAUCACCUUCUACCGCUCCCAACUCGCGCUACUCCGCCAGACGCUGGGGCGAAUCACCGACCUGGAGAUGCACACGGCGGACAAAUUCCAGGGUCGCGACAAAGAGGUGGUGAUCUUGAGCUGUGUGCGGAGCAAUGAGGCGAGAAGUGUCGGCGAGCUGUUGAAGGACUGGAGGAGAGUGAAUGUGGCCAUCACGCGCGCGAAGUCGAAACUGUUGAUUCUGGGCAGUCAGGCGACCUUGGGCGGGUGUGGCAACGAGACGUUGGAGGGUUUGGUGCGCUUGAUGGAGGCCAAGGGCUGGGUACUGCAUCUGCCCCGCGAUGCGGUCGAGGGGCAUGUUUGGGAGGGUGCAGCGUUGGCGACGCAGACGCAGACGCAGCCGCACACGCACACGCAGUCCAGAAUGCAGAAGAGCGAUACUAUGGAUCAGCUGGGGACGAGUCCGAAGAAGAAGCGAGCUGCGAAUGGGAGCGACCUGCUUUCUCCGAGCAAGAAGAGAAAAGUCAACGCGUUACCACCGUUCAAACAACCGACCAAGCGGGUCAACGGCUCAUUGGCUCAGGCGGAACGAGUCUUGGGACGGAGUGGAAUCAUGCAGGAUAUUGUCAACGGCAUGUGA
Endocarpon pusillum Z07020 is the source of this 5067-nucleotide messenger RNA. RefSeq lists its product as uncharacterized. The record is from RefSeq and is a predicted model, not a curated record. Gene Ontology annotation, cellular component: cytoplasm. Lineage: Eukaryota; Fungi; Ascomycota; Eurotiomycetes; Verrucariales; Verrucariaceae. Bases 1 to 5067 code for a protein of 1688 amino acids. Gene Ontology annotation, molecular function: 5'-flap endonuclease activity; single-stranded DNA helicase activity. The transcript is spliced from 3 exons. Gene Ontology annotation, biological process: replication fork reversal.